Messenger RNA from Ananas comosus (pineapple), 2526 nucleotides. Its product is annotated as protein argonaute 2. Gene Ontology annotation, cellular component: cytoplasm. The annotation marks the transcript as partial. The transcript is spliced from 4 exons. NCBI's taxonomy places the organism in Eukaryota, Viridiplantae, Streptophyta, Magnoliopsida, Poales, Bromeliaceae. Gene Ontology annotation, molecular function: protein binding; RNA binding. Gene Ontology annotation, biological process: regulatory ncRNA-mediated post-transcriptional gene silencing. The record is from RefSeq and is a predicted model, not a curated record.
UAUCUCAUCAAUAUCAAACUAGAGGGUUCUAAAAAGUCUGACAAAAAUGCCGAGAUCUCAAAGUCCGAAUUGCUCUCCAUCAAGAACAAGCUCUUCAAGGCCAACCCAGACGAGUUUCCACCAUCUUCAAUUGCUUACGAUGGAGAAAGUAAUCUCUUCAGCUCUGUCCAACUCCCAGUCAGUAAAUUCAGCGUGGAACUACAUCGCCGCAAAUAUACAGUUUCCAUAGAAUUCAAGAAGAACCUAGAACUUACUCACCUUUGGGGUCAUCCUAUACCGGAAGAGCUUUUACAUGGCUUGAAUAUAAUAAUAAAAGAAGACUCACUAAGGCAGAGGAUCAAAUAUGGGCAGGGCUUAUACUCCAGGAGCAAAGAUUGCGCUUUCAACAUCGGGAGAGGCAUCACAGCUCUUCAGGGCACACGACAAGCAUUUGCAUCCACUCUAAACGGCUUAGUGCUCCGAGUCGACUCCUCGGCCAUGCCCUUUCACAAACCCGGCCCGGUUCUCCAAUUCCUUGAGGAGAAUUUGAGGCUCUCUUUCAAGGAAAACACACAGCUAAGCAAGCAGCAGAGAAUUGCAGUUGAGAAUGCAUUGAGGGAUUUGCAAGUGACUGUAACACAUAGAAAGACCAGUGAGAAGUUCACCAUCAUUGGAUUGACUCGUUUGAAUACAGUUGACAUUACAUUUAGCGACGAUGGCUCAGGAAAGGAGGUGAACCUUGUGGAGUAUUACAGGAAUAGGUAUAAGAUCGAGUUCAAGUUUAAGAAGCUCCCUUGUUUGGAUUUGAGCACGAAGAGUAGGAUGAACUAUGUUCCUAUUGAGUUGUGUGAACUCGCGGAGGGGCAGAGGUAUCCAAGAGAUGGUUUGAGAAAGGAGGAAGAGAAGAGAAUGAGGGACAUGGCUUUAACUGCGCCAGCAAAGAGGCAGGAGAUGAUCCUCAAAAUGGUCUCUGCAUCUGAUGGGCCCUGCAGGGGAGAGCUCGCUAGAAGGUUGGGGAUCUCGCUCGUCCGAGAGAUGACGGAGGUGAGGGCGCGCGUCCUGGAGCGGCCCAGCCUGAGGCUGAGGAACCUGAAGGGGCAGUGCUACAGAUUUAAGAACUGGGGACGGGAUGCGCAGUGGAAUCCACUGACCAACAAGCUGCUGAGGGGCCAAAAACUGGAGAACUGGGCGAUCUUGGACUUCAGCGCCGCGCCCGCGUGCCCCAAGCAGCAGCAGCGCCUCCAAAUCCCCGCGUUCGUGCAGAGCCUCGUGCGCCGAUGCCGCGACCUGGGGAUUCAAAUAUGCGAGAGCCCCGCCUUCGUCAACGCCUCCGCCAUGGCCGCGCUCUCCAACUACAGGUGGCUGGCCGAGGAGCUGUCGAAAGCCAAGCAAUCGCCGGACGGCCGGGCGGUCCAGCUCCUGAUCUGCGCGAUGUCGGACCGCCACCCAGGAUACAAGAGCCUCAAGCUCAUCUGCGAGACGGAGCUCGGCGUCGUCACGCAAUGCUGUCUCAGCUUCCACGCCAACAACGCCAGAAAGCGCGACCGCGACCGCUAUCUCGCCAACCUCGCGCUGAAGAUCAACGCCAAGAUCGGCGGCACCAACCCCCGCAUCGGCGGCAGCCGUUUCAUGCUCAUCGGCGCCGACGUCAACCAUCCCCCGUGCUGGAACACCGCCAGCCCCUCCAUUGCCGCCGUCGUGGCCACCCUCGACCACCCCCAGCCCCACACCUACACUUCCAGGGUGCGCUGCCAGCCGCACCGCGUCGAGCAGAUCGUGCGCCUCGGCGAGAUGUGCAGCGAGCUUGCGGCCGAGUACGCUCGGAUCAAUAAAGCCCGGCCGGAGAAGAUCAUCUACUUCCGCGACGGCGUCGGGGACAGCCAAUUCGACAUGGUGCUGAACAAAGAGGUCAGAGACCUCGAAUCCGCGGUCGGAAGCGACGGGUACUCGCCGACGAUCACCGUCGUGGUGGCGCAAAAGCGGCACCACACCCGGCUCUUCCCGAAGGACGGCGCGGGGUCGACGAGGAGCGGGAAUGUGCCCCCGGGGACGGUGGUCGACACGGGGAUCGUCGACCCGUUGGCGUUCGACUUCUACUUGUGCAGCCAUUACGGGAGCCGGGGCACGAGCAAGCCGACGCACUACCACGUGCUGCGCGACGACCACGGCUUCACGUCCGACGAGCUGCAGAGGCUCGUCUACAACCUUUGCUUCACGUUUGCGCGCUGCACCAAGCCGGUCUCGCUCGUCCCGCCGGUCUACUACGCAGAUCUCGUCGCGUACAGGGCGCGAAUGUACUUCGAAGGCAUGUCGGACCUGCAAUCGCCGACAGCGUCAACCGCGUCGGCGUCGGCAUCGGCGUCUUCGACGUCGGCAUCUGCUUCUUUGGACCACUUUGUCCUCCCAAAGAUACAUGAGAAGGUAGACGGUAGUGUGAUGUACUGAGAGCAAAAUGUAUGAAAAGAGUCCCACCUAUGGUGCUUUUGAAUGUAUAAAUAAAUUACCGACCGUCCCUAUAGCAAGUGGCAAAAAAUUUGGUGGUUGGUA